GCGGGGGGGUCACUUGAGAUGUCUGUGUUCACUGCGUUUUGUGGGUGUUCAUAAAAUAAUGUUGUGAUUACUUUAAUUAAAGUUAGGUAAUGCGAAUAGAAAAAUAUUGUGCAUUUCUAUUCGUCCGAUACCAUAACAAUACUGUUGGCUCGGACUACUGCAAUUGUAACAUGUUUUCACAAGUUCAUUUAUGUGACAUGAAAAUGUUUAUUUACUAUGGUGUACUAUAACAUUCCAUUCAUAAAGUAUUGUAUUACUCAUCUUUGAUAUAACAUCAUAGAAAUCCUAAGGAAGCUGUUUUCGACAAAAUAUUAUAAAUGAUAUCCUGCCAUCCUUGGAUAUAUUAUACAUGUGUAAUUUAUGCUGUCAAAUAAUGCAUCUAUUCAGAUGUAUUCUUCCAAUAAACUUCAUGAAAUGACAGUGAAAACAAGACCAAAGAAUGCAUCUAAGAAACCAUUCAGAACUUAUUCUUGAAGAGAUUAAAUAGUUAUACUUUUAUCAUAGAUUAAAUACUGGUAAACAUGGAAAUGGGGGUGCGUAAAUUACCAAAAAAGCGUAAAUUCGAUCCUUCAGAAUUAGAGGAGUGUAACCCCCAUGCUGUGUGUAUUCCAGUCUCAGUGGUACAGUGUACAAGUGUUAUGUCAGCACCUCAGGCCACUGCUGUGGACUAUUCCUGUCCCCAAAGAAUUUCAACAGAUGAUGAAGUAUUGUAUAAACAAAUUAACUCCAAACAAAAUGUUGUUGAUCUCAGUGAAUGGUGUGAUCAUAGAGUCCUAGCAAGGCAAGGCAAUUGGUACUAUCCUGGUGUAAUCAGAGAAGCAAGUGGCUCUAAUAUAACAGUUGCCUUGGAUGGUAAAGAAGAAAAAGUCAUUACCUACGCCAACGUAUUCGAUAAUGAAUGUUACAAUGUGAUAAGUAAUGCAAGUCCAUCAAUAAAUCAAAUAUCAUUAGCAACUCGAGUUUGUGUGCGACACAACCAGAACAUGUUCGUCGAGGGUGUAGUUUUCCGUAUUCUAGAAGGGCAACCCAUACGUUUCGUCGUCGCAGUCCUGGGUGAAAAUUCCGUAGAGGUGACGGUUAAGCGGGCCGACUUGAGACUACUGCGUCCACCAUGGUGGGACGAACUAGAGAACAUAGAACCCGUCAUGGAAACUGUGACUCAACCCUCUACCAUGGACUACUACAGGCCGAAUCAGGCGUCACCCACCCAGCUCCACACCCCCGUGUCCGUAUGCACACCCCUGUCGAAUGGAAGGCACUAUGAUGAGUUUUGCGAGAGCGAAGACGAGUUGAGGCAGGACAACAUAACGUUCAGCUCGGAAGUGGACGCAAAGCUCUCUGGGAGCAGCAAGAGAAGCAGCAUGCACAGCAGAGGCAGCUCCUCCAGUAGUAUCACGCUACGGUCUCAGCCUACCACGCCUAGAAGCCAGGCCGCGACUCCUCACAAGUACAAGAAAGGCGACGUGGUGGCGAAUCCGAACGGCAUCAGGAAAAAGUUCAACGGGAAACAGUGGAGAAGGCUGUGCUCCAAGGACGGUUGUACCAAGGAGAGCCAACGCAGGGGGUACUGCUCGAGGCAUCUCAGUUUGAAAGGUAACAGUCUUCGUAGCGGACAUUUCCCUAGGUCCAAUAGCAAGGGGGAUGGUGAGGAUACUUCGAGGGAUUCGGAAACUUCGCCGAAUUGCGGGGACCGUAGAGUGGCCGGCCGGUUCGAUCAAGAAGAAACUGAUGCUGCAAACAUGUUGGUGUCAUUAGGCAGUUCAAGGUCAGCCACGCCAGCUUUCUCGCCAAACGGACAUGGAUCUUCCCCUCAUACAAUGCAAUCUCCCUUAACAGUAGGUUCCAGACAGAACGUCUUCAUGCCAAUUCCCAGCAACCAUUCCCAUGGGAUGCAGAAGAGGAGUUCCCCAGACCCACCUGGGUAUAACCCAACUUAUCACCAACAAGUCAUCAGGCCGGAGGCUAGACCUGUUCAAGGAGUAACUGGUGUUAUAAGGGUGUCUCCCAACCCUAGGCAGUGGCUAGACAACAUGCCAGAGCAACGGACAGUGAUUCUGCAAAAUGCCCUAGCUAGUCCACCAAGUCAACCUGUAGAAUCAGAAAACAACUCUAUGCCUACAAGAACUGUUUAUUGUGUAGUACCACCGACUCAUGAGAAGAGUAUAGUGAUAGUGAAAUCGGAGAUUGAAAAUGAUCUGAAAGAACCAAAAUCUUACCAAAGACAGGUUAUUCAGAGUGAUCAUCUGCAUCCGGCCCAGUUAAUAAGAGUUACACCAAAUAAUAACAUGAAUAAUAUAAACAGUAUAAGUAACAUAAGUAAUAUACAUUCACAUUCCACUGGCCAGGGAUUGAUAACACCAAACUCCAUAGGUAGUGGCUUACCAGUUAUUGUUAAUCCAACACAAUUGGUACCAGUGCUGCCGGCUGCUUCCCAGUCUGUUGUGAAGCGAGUCAUUCCGACUUCAACUGUUCAACAGACCAUUCCACCACCUGUUAUUGUUAAAACAGAACAAGCUGCGCCGCACUCUACCCCCAAGGACCCUGUCAUUCAGCCCAGCCCCGCCCAGCCUGCCGUUCCUCCGCCCCCAGUCCCCGCCUCCUGCGCCCCGAGACCCGCCCCCUGCCGGCCGGCCUUCGUCGUGCCGUGGCAUGCGAUCGUGCCGCUGCUGGCGUCGGGCCCCGCCUCCCCUCCUCUUGUGGGCGGAGCGGCGGGGUCGGAGGAGGAGGAGGUGGAGGCGGAGGCCGUGGCGGGGCCCGCCGAAGAGGACGACGACGUGUUCGAGGCGGAGGCCGAAGCGGGCGUUGAGAGCGCCGGCGCGGGCAAGCGCCGGAGCCAGUCGCUGAGCGCGUUGCCGAGCGGCAGCAAGGAGGGUGGCAAGAACAAAGAACGUAUACGAAGACCAAUGAAUGCCUUCAUGAUAUUUUCUAAAAGGCACAGAGGUCUAGUCCAUCAGAGACACCCGAACCAGGACAAUAGGACGGUGUCUAAGAUUUUGGGUGAAUGGUGGUACGCUUUGGGCGCGACCGAGAAGCAGAAGUACCAUGAGUUAGCUUCUGAAGUGAAAGAAGCGCAUUUUAAAGCUCACCCCGAAUGGAAAUGGUGCAACAAGGAUAGAAGAAAAUCGUCUACCGGUUCGGGACGCAGUAAGCUGAGUUCGACUGGUGACAGCGGGGACCCAGGAGACAUGCCGAUGAGUCCUCGCAUCCAUUCUCCGCCCCACACGAUACAGCAAGCGAGACUGCUGCAGGAACCCGUCGAUAACGCAGGGGAUGUCUCUGACGACGACCAGAUGGUGAUAUGCGAAGACCCGGUGACCGAAAUAGAUCUUAAAUGCAAGGAAAAAGUGACCGACUCGGACUCAGAAUCUCAGAGCGAUUUGGAUUCGUCUUUGGAAAAUCGGGUCUAUCAGCGAUUCAGUCCAGUUACGAGCAAUAACUGCGGAGAUGUGACUUGUAGACCUAAACCUAUAAAAGCGAGAAUGCCAUCGACGGAAACUCCUAAGUAUAGUCCGGCGGCUACUUCUACUGCUCUGAGUUUCCAUUACUCGCCUGUCAAUCCGUCUGGCAUAACGGGUUUCCAGCCGACAGGGGGCGCUUUCAAAACGAUGCCGGCUUCGCCGAAAGUUAAGAAUGAACAUAAGAACGAGGCGCACGAUAAUCACGAAAACUGGUCAGGUACAUCAAACAUGAAUAAAUCGAACGAUGUAUCACAAUGGGUCAAUUCAUCCGCCAUCCAAACAAGCACAGUUUCAAGCAAAACUAACCCCACAUUAGCCAUACUAAAGCCGCAUAUUAAACAAAAUGUAUUUCAAUUGAGCGAGGGCAUUAACCAGAAUUACCAAUCACAACCUCUGACGGUUGUAAUCGGUAGUCAGUCGGCCAUUUGCCUGUCGAACGAGUCCGAACGUUCGCAACCUUUUGUUGUUGUAGCUUCGACAGCAUCGGACAUUCCGGUCCAGCUUUACAUGCAACCAUCCUUCGUAUCUGAUCCCAAUGGCCGGAGUUUGUCUUUGCAAGGUCUUCAGCUGUUGUCGAAACCGAACCAUACACAGUCUGUCAUCGUCACGCAAGCUCAGAACAAGAUGGGCGUUUCUCAGCAAGAGUAUAUGGAUAAUAGCGUCGUUACAAAAACCUAUUCUAACGUGUCUGGAAUGCUGCAUACUCCUGAAAAUAAAGAAAUAAAAACUGACAAGGAAGUUAAAUCUCCAGCGCUGUCAGAUAUGUUGCCACCAAGCUCAUCUGACCCUUUGCAAUUGCCUGAACAACCAAAUCAGGAGUUCAAAUUGGCUCCUACUCCUGCCCAAUUGGGCAAAGCACCUUUACAAAGAAGACAAUCUAUGGCUGCAUUCGCUAACACAUCACCACAUUCAUCUCAAGAAAAUUCGCCCUUGUUAGUACCUAUGACAUUGCCAGACGACAUUAACUUAGUGUCACCUUCGACAAAGAGAAGUUUCUUUAAAAGAAAUAUCGAAGAUGGAAUGGAUAGGUAUAGAAGACUUACAGGGGUACUGGAGCAAGUCAACUUCGAAAGAAAGUUCACAGCUCUGCCACAAUUCCGGCCGGAGGACGGCCAAUCGCCUAGCGCCAUUUCCGUGCCGAGUCCGGGCAUGUUCAAUUACAGCAAGAAGCGACCCCCUCUCACUGCCACUCACAGAUCUUCAGUCGAUGAAGAUUCCGAAGCUGAGACCCCACAGAGUGUUCCCAAAUCGGCGACCUCGGCGAAACCGAUCGUUAUCGGAAAUCAGUUUUUCGGACCCGAUUUCGAUAAUGUUAGAGCCGAACUCAAUGAAAUGGAAGAAGGCACUUCUCCGCGUACCCCUCGCACGCCGGGCACAUCCAGAGACUCUGAAAAGGGCCAUCGCAAAACAUUGGAGCAACGCCGUCAAUUAGUCAUGCAACUGUUCCAAGAGCAGUCCCUCUUCCCGUCUUCUCAAGCGACCUCGACCUUCCAAGCGCAACACGCAGAUGUGUUCCCCAAUAAGGCGAGCUUGCAAUUGAAGAUCCGCGAGGUGAGACAGAAAAUGAUGGCGCAGAGCACCCUUACGCCAUCUAGCGCCAGCAGCCCGGUCACUCCGGCUGAGCCAGUUAAAGUCUCGUCAAAUAGUUAGCUAGUAUUGUGCAAUAGCGUGUCUUCCUUCUCAUAUGUUAUUGUCAGAUUGACUGAAAACAGGAGUUAGUUUAGGAUUUAAGAAGAUGAAGUUAUUUAUGAUUUGACACAAAGUGUGGUGUAGAUAUCCCGAGGCACCAAAAUGGUUUUAGACAUGGCGGAAAUAUAAUAUAAUGUGCUAUGACCUAUAACUCUUUUUUUCCUGACAAUAG
Phaedon cochleariae (mustard beetle) is the source of this 5319-nucleotide messenger RNA. The record is from the annotation of a GenBank genome assembly. Lineage: Eukaryota; Metazoa; Arthropoda; Insecta; Coleoptera; Chrysomelidae.